UCACUAAGUACUUGCUCAUAGUUGUUGUCUGAUAAGAGUCUUUACAAUAUAAAACAAAGCAGAAGAUUUGGUGAUAUAUUAGUAACCUGAAUUUAAUUGAACUGUUUUUUAGGACGUCUGCUUGGAUUUGUAAUUUUUUCAGGUAUCAUCACAUUUGUUUGAUCAUCACAGGUCAUCAUGGCAACAACGAAAUAUGAGAGCAUCAUCUUCAAGGGUGAUCAGAAAUCUGAUGGACCUCCUGCUGUCUAUCAGCUGAGACCAAAGAAACAGAAGUUUGGAUCUCUGACAAGAAUCACUGUUGGAGAAAAGAAUCCAAACAACACAAACAGAACCAUCUUACUGGUGGGAGAAACAGGAGCCGGAAAAUCUACACUGAUCAACGCUCUGCUCAACUACACUAUGGGAGUGAAGUGGGAGGAUAGAGUCUGGUUUACGAUGGUAGAGGAGGAGAAAAAAAGUCAAUCAGAAGGUCAGACAGAAAGUCAGACAUCAGAUGUGAUCGUGUACGAGAUCUUUGGUUUUGAAGAUGAAACUCUGCCCUACUCUCUGACCAUCAUCGAUACUCCUGGUUAUAGAGACACCAGAGGGAUUGAACAUGAUGACAUCAUCAGUCAUAGAUUGUUGGACCUGUUUGGAUCAGAUGAUGGAGUCCAUGAACUUCAUGCAGUGGGUUUGGUCAUGAAGGCGAGUGUGAAUCGAUUGUGUGACCGACUGAAGUAUGUCUUUGAUUCAGUGAUGUCUCUGUUUGGAAAAAACUUGGAGAAAAACAUUGUAGCUCUGAUCACACACUCAGAUGGAAGAAGACCUGAAAAUGUUUUUAAAGCUCUUGAAAAUGAAAAAAUUAAAUGUGCCAAAAAUAAGCAGAAUAAGCCAUCUUACUUCCUGUUUAAUAACUGCCAGCUUGAAGAUGAGGAAGAAGAAUUUCUGAAACUAAAUUUUGAAAGAUCAGAGAGAGGAAUGAGAGAGUUCACAGUCUUCCUGAAAGAAUCUACACCUUUGAAGCCAGCGGCAACACCUGAAGUGUUAAAAGAAAGUAUCAGACUGACAGCCUGCAUCCAAAACCUGCAAGAAAGAAUCAAAUUCACUGAAGUGAAACAAAGAGAGAUGAAACAAAGUCAGGAAGCUCUGGAGAAACAUGACAACAUGAGGACUGAAGAGGUCACUCCAUUUGUUGUUCAGGUUUUUAAACAUAAAGAACCUAUCAGAGCAGAUAUACGUGGGCCAGAUUUUAAAGCAGCUGUCAGCUGUAAAGUCUGUGAGGAGAACUGUCACUAUCCUGGAUGCAAGGUGCCCUUAAAUCACUGUGAGAUCUUUCAAGAUGGUCUCUGCACGUCAUGUACCAGCAAGUGUCCUGCAUCAGUGCAUGAGAAAGGAAAGUGGAGAUAUGUGACCAGGAUAAGAAAAGAUCAGAAAAAUGAACCACCAACAGAAGAGGAGGAUGUUCAUUUACUUGGAAAGGAAAUGAACCAUCUGACAGCAGAGAAGUCACAGUUCUUGGAUGCGUCCUACCAACAUGUUGUCAGACUGGAGCAGAUCGCUCUGAAAGCUGAUUCAGCAUCCACUAUUGUCCACUUGGACUUCCUGAUUGAGAAGAUGAAGCAGAAAGGAGACACAGAGAAGGUCAAGAAACUGGAGGAGAUGAAAAAGAAAGUGGAUGAAGAAGCAAAACAAGCACUGCGGAUCAGCUUGAUCUCAUCACCACAUGAAGAGAUCAUCUCAAAAAGUUUGCUCAUCAGUUCAGGACCUCCUGCUGUCUAUCAGCUGAGACCAAAGAAAGAGAAGAUUGGAACUCUAACAAGAGUCACUGUUGGAGAAAAAAAUCCAAACAACACAAACAGAACCAUCUUACUUGUGGGAGAAACAGGAGCAGGAAAAUCUACUUUGAUGAACGCUCUGCUCAACUACACUAUGGGAGUGAAGUGGGAGGAUGAAGUCUGGUUCACGAUUGUAGAGGAGAAGAACAAAAGUCAAACAGAAAGUCAGACAUCAGAUGUGAUCGUGUACGAGAUCUUUGGUUUUGAAGAUGAAACUCUGCCCUACUCUCUGACCAUCAUCGAUACUCCUGGUUAUAGAGACACCAGAGGGAUUGAACAUGAUGACAUCAUCAGUCACAGAUUAUUGGACUUGUUUGGAUCAGAUGAUGGAGUCCAUGAACUUCAUGCAGUGGGUUUGGUCAUGAAGGCGAGUGUGAAUCGAUUGUGUGACCGACUGAAGUAUGUCUUUGAUUCAGUGAUGUCUCUCUUUGGAAAAAACAUGGAGAAAAACAUUGUAGCUCUGAUCACAUACUCAAAUGGAACAAGACCUGAAAAUGCCUUUAAAGCUCUUGAAAAUGCCAAAAUUAAAUCUUCCAAAAAUGACAAAAAUCAGCCAGUUUACUUCCUGUUUGAUAACUGCCAGCAUGAAAAGCGAAUGGAGGAAAACACAAUUUCCAAAAAUACAUGGGAACUCACACAGACAAACAUGGAUCAAUUGACAGAGUUCUUUGAAAAAUCUAGUCCUAAAAAACUGCUGACAACAGUCGAAGUGUUAAAUGAACGAAUCAGACUGAAAGCCUCCAUUCAAAACCUGAAAGAGAGGAUAGAGUUUAUUGAACUGAAACAGAAAGAAAUCAGACAGAGGCAAGAAAUUAUAAAUAAACACGAAGAAGAGAUGAAGAAGAAUGAGGAAUUCACCAUAGAAGUUGAUGAGCCCUAUAAAGAUAAACAACCUAUUGAUGGUGGGAAGAGAUUGUGGGUAUUUUAUAAGGGAGCUGUCUGCUGUACAGUCUGUGAGGAGAACUGUCACUAUCCUGGAUGCACAAUGGCCUGGAAACCUGCACACUGUAAGGUCAUGAAAGGAGGCCGCUGCACUGUUUGUACUAACAAGUGCCCUGCAUCAGAUCAUGUGAAAGAAAAGUGGAGAUAUGUGACCAAAACAAGGAAGGUAAUGAAGACAAAUGAAGAAAUGAAAAAGCUGUAUGAGAAGAAUGAGCUGGGAUGUGCGUUGGAGAGGAAUCCGUUAACAGCAGCUGCUUCAUCACUGAACAAAGAAGAAAUGCAGCAGAAACAUGAAGACCAUCAAAAAGAAAGUGAGAAGAAGUGUAACCUGUUGGAAAAUCUUGAAAAGGAAAUGAUCCAACUGACAGCAGAGAAGUCACACUUCCUGGAAGAGUCCUACCAACAUGUUGUCAGACUGGAGCAGAUCGCUCUGAAAGCUGUUUCAGCAUCCACUAUUGUCCACUUGGACUUCCUCAUUGAGAAGAUGAAGCAGAAAGGAGAUACAAAGAAGGUCAAGAAACUGGAGAAGUUGAAAAGGUGAGUGA
Oreochromis niloticus (Nile tilapia) is the source of this 3301-nucleotide messenger RNA. RefSeq lists its product as uncharacterized. The transcript is spliced from 3 exons. NCBI's taxonomy places the organism in Eukaryota, Metazoa, Chordata, Actinopteri, Cichliformes, Cichlidae. The record is from RefSeq and is a predicted model, not a curated record. Gene Ontology annotation, molecular function: ATP hydrolysis activity; GTP binding. Bases 178 to 3297 code for a protein of 1039 amino acids.